CAAACAAACUUUUACGGCGUGAAUAAUUUUAAUUAAAAGUUAAAACAAAUUAAACAAUUAAAUUCUCUACAAUUUCUUAAUCAAAAUGAAUGACAUUCCUGUAUUAAUGGAUUGUCGUAAUGUUAAUAAAGAAUUAGCCAUUGUAGAAUAUCCUGGCAAUGUACAAAAUGUUGAUAAUAUGCUAAGAACUAUGGGCGGAAUUACAACAAUAUCACAAGUAUUUAGUGGAGAAAUCAAACGCUUAGAAAUUCGAUAUCAACCUGACAAUGAAUUUUGUAAAGCUUUAGCCGGCGAUGCUCAAAAUAAUUCCGGUCUUUUGUUGAAAAUCAAAAUACGCCGCUCAAAACGAAAUCCAGAUGAACGGCCUUUAUAUAUUGUGGAAGUACUUGGACAUUGCAAAAAGACUUAUACAUUUGAUUGUUUGGCCGAUUACACUUACCUUCCAAUUGUAAAAGACGAAAAGACAGGUGAAGCUCGAUGCGCUCGAGAUGAUUUGAUACCAAGAAAUGUCAUAGACAUUGAUUAUUUCUCGAGACAUGAUGUGAAGCCACUUUGUGUCCCAUAUCAGUUUGCCAGGGCAGACACUGUCCACACAAAUCUUCACCGAAUCGAUCCCAAAGACGAUGGUCAAUCAGAUAUUCUGGGUGUUUUGCAGAAGCCUUAUUACGAUGGUCGAGAGAUUGUCUCGUUUUCAUUAACAGAUCCUUUUCCAAUGCAUCCUGAUCCAGCUGUUGCCAAACGAAUGAAAGUCAAAUAUGUUUCUGAUGAACAAUUGGCAAUAGUCAAGAAGCUUUUUGAUGAGAAACCAUGUUGGACAAGAUUUGGUUUAUUAUAUGAAUCUGGAUUGUCUCUUGACAAACUUAAGCACAUUACUCCAUCAGUAGCAUAUCUGUUUUCGAAUGGACCAUGGCGUACGAUGUACACUCGCUAUGGAUAUGAUCCUCGUAAGGAUUUCAACAGUCGUUACUAUCAGACUUUUGAUCUGCGAUUACGCUAUCGCACUGGAAUGGCUGAAUUUGUUCCAAAUGCCCAUAAAUUCGGAUCAAGAAAUCAGGAUUGGGAACGAAGACCAAAUGAAGCUGAUAUACCUGUUCAGGGUCCUCAAUAUCCAUAUUUGGAAGAAGGAAAGCUACCUCGUGCUCGGCAGUGGAUUUUAAGGUAUUGUGAUCUCAGAAUAAACAAAGUAAAAGAAAUGCUGGAUAAAAUUCCUACACCAUUGGCGGGUGCAACUUGUAAUGAAAAAACUGGAUGGCUACCUCCUGGUUUUGACGUUCAAAUAAGACAGAUUAUAAACAACUCGUUCAAAGAAACAAUGAGGGAAUACUAUAAGAAUCGUAAAGAACAAGAGGCAUCAAUGGAAGAUGAUGAGUACAUUAGUGAUGACAAUGAACCAGAUAAAGAUUCAGAUGAAUAUGAAGAUGAAAUUACUGAGGAAGACCAAGAAGACAUUGAUUUAGAUAUGGAUGGUGGGGAAGUAGAAGUGGGUCCUUAUAAAAUGGAACACAUGCAAAUAGACGAUGAGGAAGAGUUAUAAUA
Molecule: messenger RNA, 1536 nt
Organism: Episyrphus balteatus (marmalade hoverfly)
Lineage: Eukaryota; Metazoa; Arthropoda; Insecta; Diptera; Syrphidae
Gene: l(2)37Cd
Product: general transcription factor 3C polypeptide 5
Exons: 8
Coding region: 86-1534 (482 amino acids)
Biological process (GO): transcription initiation at RNA polymerase III promoter
Cellular component (GO): transcription factor TFIIIC complex
Source: RefSeq, a predicted model, not a curated record